AUGUUUUUUACUCUUCAAAUUCUUUCUUACUUCUCUCUUUUUUUCUUUCUCCUUCUUCGCUUUCUUUUUUUCUUUUAUUUUUGUCUUUUUCUUGUAGUUUUUUUUCUUUUUCUAACUUUUUUUUUUCUCUCUCUUGAUUUUUUUCUUUUUCCUUUUUUACUGUUUUACAAUUCUAAUUCCUUGUCCUUUCUUUUCUCUUUUUCUUUCUUUCUUUCUCUUUUUUCCAUUUCUUCACCCCCUUUAUUUUCACCUUUUCCUUCCAGUUUUUUUUUUGGGAGGGGGGGCCUACCCUCAUUCUCUUUCUCUCAUUCUCUGUCUCUGUCUCUGUCUCUGUCUCUCUCUCUCUCUCUCUCUCUAUCUAUCUAUCUAUCUAUCUAUCUAUCUAUCUAUCUAUCCAUCCAUCUAUCUAUAUUCCCCUUUUUUUUCCUUUUCAUCUCUUUCUGUUUUGCUUUUCUCUCUUGUCUAUAUCUUUCUCUCACUCCUAGCCCCUUCUCUCUAUAUCUAUCUAUCUAUCUAUCUAUCUAUCUAUCUAUCUAUCUAUCUAUCUAUCCGAAUCUGUUCAUUAUCUAUUCAUUAUCUAUCUAUCUAUCUAUCUAUCUAUCUAUCUAUCUAUCUAUCCGAAUCUGUUCAUUAUCUAUCUAUCUAUCUAUCUAUCUAUCUAUCUAUCUAUCUAUCUAUCUAUCUAUCCGAAUCUGUUCAUUAUCUAUCUAUCUAUCUAUCUAUCUAUCUAUCUAUCUAUCUAUCUAUCCGAAUCUGUUCAUUAUCUAUCUAUCUAUCUAUCUAUCUAUCUAUCUAUCUAUCUAUCUAUAUUCAUUUUUUCCUUUUCAUUUCUCUCUUUCUUCUUUUUUGAAUAAUGCCUGCAUUCUGAAUCUAUCUAUCUAUCUAUCUAUCUAUCUAUCUAUCUAUCUAUCUAUCUAUCUAUCUAUCUAUCUAUCGUUGUCUCUGUACAUCUGUCUGUCUGUCUAUCUAAGUCUGUUAAUAUCUAUCUCUAUAUCUAUCUAUCGCUGUAUGUGUACAUUUAUCUAUCUAUCUAUCUAUCUAUCUAUCUAUCUAUCUAUCUAUCUAUCUAUCUAUCGUCUGUCUAUGUCUGUUAUUAUCUAUCUAUCUAUCUAUCUAUCUAUCUAUCUAUCUAUCUGUCGUUGUCCCUCUGCAUGUGUACAUCUAUCUAUCUAUCUAUCUAUCUAUCUAUCUAUCUAUCUAUCUAUCUAUCUAUCUAAACGAAGUUACCGAAAUGAUGUUGUUUCGAAUUUAUUGCUUAAUCCCAAUAUAUUGGUCUCACUUUCUUUCUCUUUCUCUUUUGCUCUCUCUCCAUCUCUCACUCUCUCUUUAUCUAUCUAUCUAUCUAUCUAUCUAUCUAUCUAUCUAUCUAUCUAUCUAUCUAUCUAUCUCAGUCUGUUAAUAUCUAUCUAUCUCAGUCUGUUAACAUCUAUCUAUCUAUCUAUCUAUCUAUCUAUCUAUCUAUCUAUCUAUCUAUCGAAAUGCAUGUGA
Molecule: messenger RNA, 1488 nt
Organism: Acanthosepion pharaonis
Lineage: Eukaryota; Metazoa; Mollusca; Cephalopoda; Sepiida; Sepiidae
Source: the annotation of a GenBank genome assembly